UACUAAGUGUAGAGAUUGAGAGAGUAGAGAUUUAGAGAGUAGAGAUUAGAGAGAGUGUAGAGAUUAUGAGAGAGAGAGAUCAAGGCAAUUAAUGCCAAUAUUCACUAAGAUUGCCAAAUCUUCUAUAAGAUUAGCAAAAUCCUCUCAAAUCUUUCAAGAUAAUUCUCUCUCUCACUCCACCCCAAAUUUUCGAUCACCACCUUGUCCCUCCCUUCAUCUCUCUACUUUCCACCAUUGACAACCAUUAACAAGACCUUCGGAGCUUCACAAAAUCACACCAAAAACACAAAUCACCCUCUAAAUCUUACACUAAACACUUCCACCUCCUUGAAUCCAAGAAGAUCUUUGGAGUUUGAUCUUCAAAGUUAGAGAGAGAAAGUUUGGUUUUGGGUGUAAGUUUGGACACGAGCAGAGCAAGGAAGUAAGUAACUCCGCUUUGACGGGAGUGUUUGAGUAAGGUCUUCAGACUAAGCGAGGAGCGAGAUUGGUCUGGUGCUGGCGGGGAAAUGUUGGAGGAUGUAUUUACUUUAUCGUAUUUCCAUUUUGACGAUAAAGUCUUGAUGAUUGAUAUACUUUAAUUUUCUUUUGAAGUUAAGCAAUGUACUCACGGUUAUAUGUCUUCAUACAUAUAAUCGGUUCGCCUUUUGCUGCGAUACUCUGCAUAUUAUGUUCCCUUACGAAAAAUGAGCGAUACCCGUUUUGUUUUUGUUCGUGAAAUUCCUGAUAAUUAAAAAGUUAUAACGACGUUGACGAUUUUACCCUUGGGUUCAUUUAUAAUGAUUUCUUUAACACCUUUUGAUGCGAGCUUCCGCUUGAUGUUCGACCUAUUCUUCUUAUCUUUUAUUCUUUUAAAAAUAGUCGUAUCGAUACUCGUACCCCACUAUCACUAGUGUUGGGUUUUCGGGCUGCGACAGGGUGGUAUCAGAGCAGGUCAUCUGCUCUGAGUCUAUUGCUUGACUGAGCUGAACCUUUGAUUGUUUCUACUCUUUUAAAAUUGAGUACUAGCCUAAUUUGAAUUCUUAGGCUAAUUUGAGAGAGUUAGUUCGAAACAGAACCCCAGCACCCCAUCUCCUCCGGCUUAACGAGGUAAGAGGUUGAUGUUGUUUCUUGUUGCUUUCCUGUUGAGAGCUGAGUUUGAUUCACUAAUGGGUCAUGUAUUGUUUUAAUGACGAAUUUGUGUGAGAUGAUGAAUUCUGAUACGAGGCAGUUGAUGUGGAAUACAAGGAAAGAUGUUGAGACUAGUAUCCACGGGAUUGACGAGGCUGAGGCCAUCACUCACCUGAUUCCACAGCUGCCCCUCGAGUGGCAAGACUGGGCGACUUCGCUGGUGCCGCAGUAUAUCAGGAGGACUGAGUUCGGGCGGUUGGUGAGCGCCAAUUUUCGUGGUUUCAUCGCGACGUUGAGCCACCGCUACCUUGUUUAUGGCGAGCCACCUUCACCGCCGUAUGGAGAGUCUGAGGGACCAGCCCAGGGAAGGGAGCUUGUUGUUGUGCCCCCACUUCCCGAGGAGCCGUUUCCGAUUGCCCCUCUACCCCCAGCUGAUCCGAUUCCAGUUUCUUUUGAGCCUGAUGUUUCAGAGCCGAUGGUUUUCGAGGCGUACUCUCCAGUGGUAGAGCAUGACCCGUUUGCGUUUCUAUCCCUUAUUCUUUUUCCCAGCGCUGAGUUACCGCCUUGGGAUUUGACACUGGCAACGGCACCUUUGCCAUUGCCACCUGUUGAGUCGGCAUAGCCGAUUGUUUCUGUUGAGCCUCAGAUACAGUAUGUGCCCUUUGAUCCUUAUCCGAGGG
Salvia miltiorrhiza (redroot sage) is the source of this 1787-nucleotide messenger RNA. RefSeq lists its product as uncharacterized. The coding region runs from base 1166 to 1729 and encodes 187 amino acids. NCBI's taxonomy places the organism in Eukaryota, Viridiplantae, Streptophyta, Magnoliopsida, Lamiales, Lamiaceae. The record is from RefSeq and is a predicted model, not a curated record. The transcript is spliced from 3 exons.